Pseudomassariella vexata is the source of this 2475-nucleotide messenger RNA. RefSeq lists its product as uncharacterized. The transcript has 3 exons. Gene Ontology annotation, molecular function: DNA-binding transcription factor activity, RNA polymerase II-specific; zinc ion binding. The record is from RefSeq and is a predicted model, not a curated record. Lineage: Eukaryota; Fungi; Ascomycota; Sordariomycetes; Amphisphaeriales; Pseudomassariaceae. Gene Ontology annotation, cellular component: nucleus. Bases 1 to 2475 code for a protein of 824 amino acids.
AUGCCUGACAUAGACCCCAUGCUCGUGAAGCACGAUGCUGAGCAAAUUGCCGAAGCAGUCGAUGUUGUCAUGCAGCAAUACCCUUCGCCGACAGCUGAUGGUCAAGACAAUGGUCCCUUCUAUAAUACCAACCCACGUGAGGAUCAACAAACACAAUCUGAAAUGGAGCAGCACAACGAGGACCAUGACCAGCUGGAAGAGCCUCCCACGCCUCAGCAGCAGCGAACCUUCACGAGUGCGGAGGAACUGCAGCUGGCUGCUCAAUUAAGCCAGGGCCUCGCAUCCCAUAAUCUUACCGACCCCAACAUGAUGGACCCCAAUGAGGAGUCAAACUUGCAGCAUCCAUACGGGCCGCCUCAAGCACAAAUGCAGACCGAUCAGCCACUGCACCACCACGAGACCCAGCAGCAACCACAAGAUGAACCGUAUAGGCCACCUCAGGCACAGUACAUAUCCGAACAGCAACAACAACAACAACAACAACAACAACAACAACAACAGCCGCAGCCGCAGCCGCAGCCGCAGCCACAGCAGCAACCGCACUUGCAACCUUCUGCACCGCUGAAUCACCUUCCGGGCCAUUUCCAGCACUCUCCUGUUGACAGCAUUCCACCACGGAAGCGCUCCAAGGUGUCUCGGGCCUGCGACGAGUGUCGACGGAAGAAGGUGAAGUGUGACGCUCCUUCGGAAACCGGAGAAGAGCCCUGUUCCAAUUGCCGUCGCUCCAACAUAAACUGUCUUUUCAGCCGGAUUCCCCAAAAGCGUGGUCCGAGCAAAGGAUACAUCAAGGAGCUGGCGGACCGAAUUCACCACAUUGAAGGGAAGCUGGCAAGCGAAGGCGGCAACAUCGACGGUCUCACCGAGCUUCUCAAUGGCACACGGAGGGAAUCGGCUGACAUCUUCCCACCUUCGGGGCAGUCUGAUGAGAAUAGCCGCAAGAGACCAUUCUCGAGUAUCUCAGGUAAUGACUUUGGUACACCGACUGCGUCUCGUCAGCAAAAUUGGAGCUCUGAGCCCAGAUCAAUUCAAGCUUAUCAGACCCCAAAUGCUCGCUUUAACCCGAAUAGCCUUGCGCCCACUCCCACAGGACCUAAGGAAUCAGAAACUGUGUCUCGACCACCAGCUCUGAUGGAUGGCGUGCCUGCGGACUUUGUUCCUAUGGGUCAAGGCCGGGAUAUCGAUGAGGCGGCGUUCAAUGGUUACCUUGAUGUUAUUCAUCCGUAUUUCCCAUUACUGGCGAGUAAUAAGGCACGGGCGGAAGCACAACUCAACCAAUGUCCAACAUUGCUGCGUGACGCCUUUCUUGAAGCGUUUUAUGGCACCAUGCAAUCAUUCCCCUCCUUCACAGCUCCAUAUCCAAACGGAGACCUUGUGUCUGCCUCGCGAACGCUCAUAGAUUGGGAGGCUGAUCCGGGACAACGAACACAGAUCACGAAUCUCGUGCACCUGCAGAUACUCAUUCUAACCGCCAUCUUGACCGACAAUUAUGGUCCGGCAUCGCUGAAGGGGGAGCACGGUGGCCCGGCCAAGUCUUCCAUCCUCGGCCGUGCUAUUGGCCUGGCAUACUCAAUGAGAUUACAUGUGGCUCAGGUUGAUGCAAAUCCGGGCGCUGACAGCGACUUCGACUCGGAUGAGAAUGUGGCGAUUCGAGCUUGGUGGACCUUGAUAAUGCUAGAUCGGUGGAACGCCAUUGGGACCGCUAGCCCCUUGUUGGUUCCGAACGACAGUGUUGUUAUCCUACCCGGGUUGAAACCCCUUCUUGGAGAGACCGCAUACCAUCUUGCACGUCUUUGUAACAUACUGAGUCGUUUUGCACUGACGGCACUAGCCUCUCCAAGAGCAAUGUCGUUUGAGUCUGGGUCAGCGCCUCUCCUCAACACCUGGAUCGACGUGUCAAUUGAUCUGUUCCGUGACAUGCUUCCAGAAAACAUCACUCCAGAUGCUCAUCCCGUUCUGCAUCUUGUGUUUUGGCACUGCAGGUCACUUCAGUAUCUUUUACACUCUCCUGCCAAGCUCAAUGAACUUUUCUGGUCUUGCAAAGAAUCAGUCGGCCUGCUUUUGACGAAUUCGCAGCUCAUCAGCCCGCUGAAUCACCACCUGUUCUGCUUGACGAGUUUCUCACUGCUUGAGUUGAUCAAGGUCGAGUUCACGAAGGAAGAAGCGAUGGCAUACUCAUCUUUGCUCCUGGAUUCCCAAUUGGCACCAUCAACGUGGGACGCGGCCAUCAGAGAUCGAAUCGCUGAACACGUUCGGCCCACCACCGCACAGGCUGCGAUGGAAGCGACAGCUAACCAAAGUCUGCAACAUCUAGCUGACUUGGCGACGGCAACCGAACUUGAUGCCCUCAAGGGGGAAAAGCAGCCGGAGCUUCAUUCGAGCGAGGGCCAGAACGGCGUUGGCAUCGACCCGCGGCCUUUGACAUAUGGUGGAUACUUGAAUCUGCUCGCAGAGCCACGGCCAUUCUCGGCACGAUAG